AACCUCUUCAGUCGGGUGUCUUCAUUCGGUGAGAAAGCGUCCACAGAAGCAGCAGUCAUAUAUAGUGGACUUCUGGCAAGAAUCAACUAAUCAAUCCAUCCAGAAUGUCCCGCUGCAAACCACCGAAACCGGUGUCCUUUCCCACGCCGAUACGCUACGAAUGGAGCAAGGCGUACCUGGCCCGACCGAAGGAUAACCUCAUCGCCCAUCCGGACAGCUUGCUGAAGCAUCCGUUCCGGCCAUCGUUUGAGAAGCAUGGUGAUCCAACUAUGGACUGUCUGCUCGACUGGUCGUACGCCAGAAUUUGGCACUCGGAGGCGGAAGCGUUUCGCCUGAACCGGACGUUUACGGAAAAACCGGCACCGAAGAAGAAGUUUCCGAUCUACGCGAACCGUAAAGCGCCACUGGUGGAGGUGAGCAAGGAACGGUUCAACAUGCGACGGUUCCAGAAUGUGCCGGCCAAGGUGGAAACACGGCGUACCGCAGCAGCUCCAUUGCGCCCGUUGUGUACUUUUUGAAGGGUGAAUUUGUUUAUUAGACGAAACUAAAUUUCCCACACUA
This is a messenger RNA of Anopheles arabiensis, 561 nucleotides long. RefSeq lists its product as uncharacterized. NCBI's taxonomy places the organism in Eukaryota, Metazoa, Arthropoda, Insecta, Diptera, Culicidae. The coding region runs from base 105 to 518 and encodes 137 amino acids. The record is from RefSeq and is a predicted model, not a curated record. The transcript has 2 exons.